AUGAAUCCUACUACCCAUCAGAUUCAGCUAGAUCGCAUUCUGUACAUGGAUCAGAAGGAUGAUUCACCCACUCAUAGGGCUCCUUAUCCACUAAAUUUUCCCAUUGGUGAAGAUAAGGAGUCCAUCCGCAAACGAAUUCAAAGUACACGAUAUUCCGAUCCGUUCUAUUAUGAUACUGAUACGUUCACAAUGGCAAUGGAAGAUAGAUUUCUUCGAUGGAGACCUUCUUCGUCCAGUCAUUUUUCUGGAGAUGCAUUAAAUGGAGUCCAUCCAUAUCAAUUGGAUUGUCAGGACAGACAGCUGGAUGAUAUUACUACAGUAAAGUUGGUCACUCCAACAACAUUAGUAGAUAAAAAUGAUAGCUUGAUGAAAGAAUUAGAAUCUAUGUACAACGAUUCAACUAUAAGAUUGAUUCUUAGUCUUCAGAGGAAGGAACUACAGGGUGACGAUCAAAAUGAGGAGGACGUAGCCGAAAAUGGCAGCACAGCUGAAGACUCUCUCAAUAUUCUUAGUGAGUACUGCUUCAAAAAGUCGGAAUACGGAUCACAGCUACCGCCAAUUGACGUUACAUCCGCCAUGAUAAUCCCAGCUACACCAAUGAACAUCUACGAGACUGAAAUCACCAAGAAACCUCAUACUGGGUCCCGUGGUGCUCAUGGAUUUGUUUUUGAUAAGUGA
This is a messenger RNA of Brettanomyces nanus, 678 nucleotides long. RefSeq lists its product as uncharacterized. The transcript has 2 exons. The record is from RefSeq and is a predicted model, not a curated record. The coding region runs from base 1 to 678 and encodes 225 amino acids. NCBI's taxonomy places the organism in Eukaryota, Fungi, Ascomycota, Pichiomycetes, Pichiales, Pichiaceae.